Menidia menidia (Atlantic silverside) is the source of this 588-nucleotide messenger RNA. The record is from the annotation of a GenBank genome assembly. NCBI's taxonomy places the organism in Eukaryota, Metazoa, Chordata, Actinopteri, Atheriniformes, Atherinopsidae.
AUGCGGGCACCCAUGUUUCACUCUGUGUUUGAUUUCCCAGAGAAAUACCUGGAAAGGGCCAAAGACAUGAAGAAUCGGCUGGCUUUCCUGCGGAGGAGGAAUGAGUCCCCAGGAAGCAACGCAGCCGGCAAGUUAGACAAAUCCAUGAAGUCAGUCAAGCCCACCCCCGAGGAAGCACUGAAAUGGGGGGACUCACUUGACAAACUGCUGGGACACAAAUAUGGUCUGGCAGCCUUCAGAGCUUUCCUGCGCACAGAGUUUAGCGAGGAGAAUCUGGAAUUCUGGCUAGCAUGCGAGGAAUACAAAAAGAUCAAGUCACAGUCCAAGAUGGCCUCAAAAGCCAAGAAAAUCUUUGCCGAAUACAUCGCCAUCCAGUCUUGUAAAGAGGUGAACCUGGACUCGUACACUAGAGAUCACACUAAGGACAACCUACAGAAUGUGACCCGCUCCUGCUUCGACCUAGCGCAGAGGCGGAUAUACGGGCUGAUGGAGAAGGACUCAUACCCUCGCUUCCUGCGCUCAGAACUCUACUUGGACUUAAUCAACCAAAAAAAGUCCAGUGCCACUUCCACGUCAUCUUCAUCAUAA